This is a messenger RNA of Aspergillus thermomutatus, 750 nucleotides long. RefSeq lists its product as uncharacterized. The record is from RefSeq and is a predicted model, not a curated record. NCBI's taxonomy places the organism in Eukaryota, Fungi, Ascomycota, Eurotiomycetes, Eurotiales, Aspergillaceae. The transcript is spliced from 5 exons. Bases 1 to 750 code for a protein of 249 amino acids.
AUGCAGGACAGCCAGAUCCCAGGAGAUCUCGACGCCCCUAAUGCAACCGCAUGGGCCGAGAUUGAGAAGCGCCAGAGGACUUCGACCUGGAAUCCCCCAGCCAAGCUUGUCAAACCUCUUAAUGAGGUCUGGGAGCACCAAAUGUCGACAUACAGCAACCCUAUGGGAUUUAAGAACUUGGGUUUCGACCAUGUCAUGGCAGCCCGCGGUAAAAUCAACUACUGCGUGCGCUGGGACUCGAGCAAGAAGGUGACCGCCGCACAACGCAAGCAGAUCGCCGCUGCGGUGAAGGUCGUCGGAUACGCCGUGCGCGAUCGGUCGCUCCUGGAAGGCGACACAUCAGGGCUGGACAUCUACACCAAUAGGGAUGAAGGCGGGGUUCCCGAGUGCGAUCCGGCGUGUGGACGGUUCUUCCACCAGGAUAAUGACUAUAGUCGUUGUAGGGGCGGUGCGGCUCGUCACUAUGACGAGAGCUUAUGGCUCACGGAUGGUUUUCAGGGCGGCGCGGGCGGGGACUGGGGCCAGCGCGUGGGCCAGGAGUAUUUCAUGCAGAAUGUCAAUUCGGAGAAUAUCCACAUCUACCUGCAUGAGCUUGGACAUACCUUUGGCUUGGAUGUUUUCUACAACUGGACUCCCACAGGCGUAACGAACUUCAUCAUGCGGGCAGGGAGUGCGACACAGGUUACUGAGUUUGAUAUCUGGAUGCUCCGUGACUGGUGGCGCCAUCUGAAGAGCAGGUACAAUUUGUAG